AUGGAACAACAACAAUCAGCAAUAAAGCAUCAGCAAAAACUCAGCAACCAGCUGGCAGCACCACCGGAUAAAAACCAGCAACCAACAAGAGAGACAUUUGACAUCCAAAGGACAAAAAGGAAGAAAGAAGGGGCAGAGGGAUGCAAGGUCUUCAAGACGACAACAACAAAAUCCAUAAGAGGAAUUCUACAACCAGCAGUCCAUGAGCAAGCAGCCAGCAACCAAUUUACUUCAGUUGUCG
Ilex paraguariensis (yerba mate) is the source of this 241-nucleotide messenger RNA. NCBI's taxonomy places the organism in Eukaryota, Viridiplantae, Streptophyta, Magnoliopsida, Aquifoliales, Aquifoliaceae. The record is from the annotation of a GenBank genome assembly.